CCACGGAAGGAAGCAAAAGCCUGUCCGUGUGUCUGUCCGCAGUCCCAGCCUGCUGUUAGCCACGACAGGCUGAAAGCAAGCAAAGCCUGCUCGCCUCGGGAUCGUAAAGCGCGGGAUUGCAAGCAAGUCCAUGAGGUCCAAUCUUACAUGGGGCGCCUGGAGACCUCAGACAAAGAAUCAGUACACUUAGUAGAAAAUGAGAUUCAGGCAAGAAUAGACAAUAUAUUCAGCAACUUGGAGCGUCUGGAAAUCCUGUCCAGCAAAGAACCUCCCAAUAAACGACAAAAUGCUAAACUCCGAGUUGACCAGCUGAAGUAUGAUGUUCAGCAUCUGCAGACAGCUCUGAGGAACUUUCAACAUCGCCGUUACAUCCGGGAGCAACAGGAGCGACAGCGAGAAGAGCUGCUUGCACGUACAUUCACUACUAAUGACUCUGACACCACCAUCCCGAUCGACGAAACAUUACAGUUUAAUGAAUCCCUUCAGAAUGCCCAUCGUGGCAUGGAUGAUCUUAUUGGCAGUGGGACCAACAUCCUUCAGGGGCUGAGGGACCAGAGAGUGACAUUAAAGGGUACUCACAGGAAGAUCCUGGAUGUCGCCAACAUGUUGGGCCUAUCCAAUACAGUAAUGCGGCUGAUUGAGAAGCGAGCCUUUCAAGAUAAAUACUUCAUGAUUGGGGGAAUGAUUUUGACUUGUGUAAUUAUGUUUCUCGUCGUGCAGUAUCUGACAUGAGCUACUGAACUGUUGCCAGAGGAGAUCGUCUUUUGGAGCAAGACAGACUGACCUCCAAACUGUACUUUCCUCUGAGUGCUGCUUUGGAUGAGCCCCUCCUGUGAACUUCAGAGUUUACAAAUCACACUCAGACACUUGUCAUGUGGAAAGCAUGUAGGGAAACAAAUUUCUCUGGGGACGCUGUAGUUGAGAACGGUCCUAUAAAAAUAUCCCUAGCCUUUGCUGCUCUCACCUUACUGUCUUCAAGCUUAAGAAUCUGGUUAAAUAGGAAGCAGAAGUGAUAAUUUUGCCCAGCUGUAUUGCAAGGUACGAGUGUCCUUUUGGGUAGACAGGGGUAAGAGGAUGCAAGGGCAGAGCAUAAGAUGUAGUGAGUCUUUCCUGUGUUGGCCAGAAGUGACUCUGGUCACUGUGUUUUGCAAAGGAAGAAUGCCACAGAGGAGAAUUUUGCAUCAUUUGUGGGCACGCUGCUGCGGAGCGAGUGUGCAAAAAGAGGCAGGAAGUGAACCCUGGUUUGCUUGGAGGGAAAAGAAUUUGUGGGGAAAGGUCUUAAAGCACGGUUAUAACCUCAGCAAAUGUUUUUGUUUACGCAUACAGUAUUAACCAGCACAAAUCUUCCUGUUGUAGGCUAAAAUGCUUCUCAUCUGAGGUAUGUUUUGGUACCUUUUUAUGCCCCGCUGCUUCCCAGUGGAAGCUGAAUGCUGAACUCCUGCCUGUGUCAUCUCUCUGUGCCCAGUACCAAAUCCAGCCUGCAAAAACUGUUAAGACACUGACAUUUUUAAUGCUAGCGCACAUCAUGUUUUGAUGAGUUGUAUUCAUUUUCUGAGGUGGUUGGUUGGGGUUUUGUGCUCUGUAGCUGGUGUUUUUUGAAUCGAUGAAGCAGGCAAGUCCUCGCUGUGCUCGGAUUCAGGUUUGUGAUUUUUAUGUUCGUAGAGCUGGAACGGGCGCACUCUGCUCUUCUUUGCAUUCACAAUAACAGUGGGAUCGGGGCAACAGACCUUUCACUUAAAACCAGCUGUUUUCAGAGGAGUUUCCUGAAGUUAUGUGCCUUGGGAUGGUAAACAUCCCUCAUCCUUGGGAAGGGUGUUCUUUGCAUUAUCCUUUGUACCUGCAAAAUUCCUGUGAAAGACUUUCUCAUACAUUCUCAUAUAUAGCAUCUCACAGAGAUGAUCCCCGCCUCAGAUGUGUCUUCCCUGGUUGUAGGUAUCUGUCCACAUUUAAACCUUCACAGUUACGAACCGUCUCAUUGUUUAAAUACAGUACUCCUUUCCCUGUAGACUGUGGGGACUGUUGGAAUGGCCAUCCUGAGAUUUGGGGCAUCAUCCAUUUCAAUCAGCCUUCAGAUACAUUCCCAUCCUGAUUUGUGUACAAGUCUGGAGCAUUUCCAGGCAUGUGACAGUGGCACAGAUGUGUCAUAUUCAGAUGGUCUGGCAUAAUGCUGGCAAUUCCUUAAUUUUUUUUUCUGUCUGGAAUGGUUGUGGGUCUUUUAAUUAGUAAGAGAUUACAAGUUCUGCAUUCUAUCUUUGCUGCAAUAAGCUUUGCUUUUAUUACGUAGCCUGUUGUAAACUUGGAGAAAUGGUAUUAAUAACGGUAAAAAAUGAAUUUCAGUUAAUACGGCAAGUGAAACAAACGGUUUACAGUUGCAUAACUCCAGUAUUGACUGACUGUGGCAUGGCUUUAAAGCCCAGAUGAGCAUACCCAAUUUGAUCAGUGGCCACUCAGCUUCAUGCAUGAACCCAGGGCAAGAGGAGCCGGCAGUCGGAGUGCUAGUGUGCCGCAGACACGGCGGGGAGGCCAAGGUGCCGUCAGUGCCUAGAUAACCCCGUCGGAUGCUUUUGGCAGAAGAAUGCAGGAAAGCCUCAAUGCCUGUUGAGUGUCCUUUGUGCUGCACACCUUCUGGCUGUCCGUGUUGUGCUUCUCCAUGUGUUUGAUGCUUCUGAAGGGUUUUGUGCUCUUCGCGUUCCUCAGUCUGCUAGGCUUUCCCAAGGAAACACAUUAGCAGACCAAGUACAGAAUCACUUUUCAUUUGAGCCCGAGGCAGCAGGGAAUUAAAGGAAAAGAGGAGGUCCGCAGUGAUAGAUCAUCUGUCUUACUGUAUCUUUAAAUCUUAAAUCUAAAUUUACCUUUUAAGUAUGAAAUCUGAUAGAUUUAGCAUACUAUGCACUUGUGAGAUCACCUUCUAUGAGAUCAGCUGGGCACCUUGUAAGAGAUUCCUGGUAAAUCUUUUUCUGUUCCAAUAAACCGGUUCAAUUCCACCUUGAUUUUACAACCCUGUGGUUUAGUGUUUAAAGGAUGUCAUUUGGUGGCGUUUAAAGUUUCUGUCGUUGUGACCCGGUGUAGCAGGAUUUGUCUUAUACCAUGGUGGGACUCCAGCCAUUUUGUUUCCUUUUUUGGCUGGUGGUAGGAGCCAUAAAAUAUUUGGAACUGGAUUUUUUUUCUUCUGUUUUUGAGACUAGCUUGGCAUUUUAAUACAUGUUUCUCUAAUUCAUUUAUUUUACCGUCUUAGAGUCUUGUUCUUGUGUAGGCUAAUUCCCUUUUCAUAAGCAAAGUGUCCUUCUGUUCACCGUGUCUAAAGGUGAGAUGUGGGGCUCGAAGGAACCACUUGGGUAACUGGAUUUGAUGACGUGCAACUUCACAUUUGUACUACGUGUUAAGUCCAAAACAUUUACCAGAGCAUCUGUGCUAUCUCAGAUGGGCAGUGUAAAACUCUCAAGGCCUCAGCAGGAGCACAGGUAGGGUCAGGGUCCCUGCUAACACGAAACAAGACCAAGCUGAAACCCUGGUGGCUUUACAUGUGUUGCUGCUACAGCUUUCUGUAAAGUUCCCUUUCUUACUAAAGACAACAUAUCCUUCAAGAGAGCUGUUCUGCUUCUGAACUUCUGUGGCACAGUGAGCGUUCCAGGUGUUGGAUGAACUGCUCUCUCACCAGAGGACGCUGUGGAAACUGACUUGCUUCUGGGGAAAAAACCCUUUUUACCAGUAUUAUAUGUAAAGAGGCAAGGGUGGGACAUGAUGUGAUUCAUGUGAUGUGUUAUGUGAAUAAAGAUUUUUCAAUCAAAA
Grus americana (Whooping crane) is the source of this 3789-nucleotide messenger RNA. RefSeq names its product golgi SNAP receptor complex member 2 (gene GOSR2). Gene Ontology annotation, molecular function: SNARE binding; SNAP receptor activity. Bases 148 to 732 code for a protein of 194 amino acids. The record is from RefSeq and is a predicted model, not a curated record. Gene Ontology annotation, biological process: intra-Golgi vesicle-mediated transport; vesicle fusion. Gene Ontology annotation, cellular component: late endosome membrane; ER to Golgi transport vesicle membrane; endoplasmic reticulum membrane. NCBI's taxonomy places the organism in Eukaryota, Metazoa, Chordata, Aves, Gruiformes, Gruidae. The transcript has 6 exons.